CCAGUCUCUAUCUAUCUGUGUAUGGCUACCAUCCGCCCACCCAUCCCCAUCGGUGUGGGCAUCAACCCACCCCCCAGUGAGUGUCUCUCAGCUACGUCCGUCAGCCGCUACCUGUGUAUCGCUAUCUAUCUAUCGCUCGGUCGCGUGUGGGUCGGAGUGUGUGUGCGUGUCAGUUGUCCUGUUCGCCCUCGCCCUCGUCGAGUUUGGGUGCCAGGUAGAAGCACAGGCUGCCGGCGUUGUCACGGUUGUCCAGCAACGUGUACUUGACGCGCACAGGGGUGCCCUCGUUCAUGCCUACACACACACAUGGAUGGAUGGAUGGAUGGGUGCGUGUGGAGUUCAUUGCAGGCACACGUGGCGUGUGCUCACUGAGUUCGACGAAGUCCGUGAGGGGUGUGGCACGUGUGAAGUAGUUGAGGUACCGCAGGGCGAACGACAACUCGACCGCCUCCUUGACCACAACCGUCACGUUCUCGGAUUGCUGAACAGACGUCCACACAACACCAUGCACCAGUGUGUGUGUGUGUGUGUGUGGAGUGGGGACGGUCCAUUUGAAUCUCACGUUUUCGUCCUUCUUGGCCUUCUUGGGUUUGAGGAAGACCUCCCCCUCGCCGACGUCGCCCUGGACCGAAAACGUGAUGCCGUUCCUAUUGCACGAUAUCUUGACUGAAGGAACGAAUCACACCAGACACACCAGACAGACAGACAGACAGAGAGACAGACAGAGCGAGCGUGGUGGGCAUGUAGGUCUAUGAGCGUGGUGUGUGGUGUGUGUUGUGUCGAUUCCGUCUGACUGGUGUCGCCGAAUCCCGCCAUGUCCCUGCAGAUGCGCUGGAAGUCGCUGGCGGGUAUCUUGGCGGUGCACUGGUAGUCGGUGUCCUGAGGGAGGCCGAGCUGCUCGGUCUCGAUGUCCAUGAGCUUCAUCUUGAUGCGGCUGCUGCGGUCGGGCUUCCAGCUGUCCUUGCGGAUUUUCUCGUCCACGUUGGCCAGGGUCUCCUUCUCGUCGUCAUCGCCGUCAUCUAGGUCGUCGUCGUCGUCAAACUCCAACUCGUUCGUCUCUGCACGCACGCACAGACGGACACACAUCAAUGUCACACCCAUGUGUGCCGCGUCUUGUUUCUCUCUCCCUCGCUGUGUAUGUGUGGGGGGGUGUGAUGCGAUGCGCACGGACGCACCUCCGUCCUCCAUCUUGACGUCUUUGGUGCUGGGCUUGCUCUUGCCCUCGUCCUCAUCCAUCUUGUCCUCCUCCUACAACACAACACAACACAACACAACACACACAGGAAUCAAGCGCCCAUAAACAAAUCGGCGCCCGCUCCCGUGUCGACCCGUCCGUCCAUCUUACUUUCUCGUCGGCAUCCUCGUCCUUGACAUCGUCGUCCUCGUCCUUCUCGUCCUCGCCGUCCUCACCCUUGUCCUUCUUGGCCUUCUUCUUGCCGCCCCCCGUUUUGCUCACGGUCGGCUUCUUGCGGCAGUCCUUCUUCUUGUCGGCCUCUAUCUGCCGCAGCCUGGCGCGCACCAGCUGGCUCGGGGUGUCGAAAACGAACUCCACGUAGUCGGUGUCGGGGUGGGCCAGGAGCGUCAAGCGGUCCUCGCUGCCCAUCAGACGCAGGAUCUUGGUCACGUUGGCCAUGCUGCUCACACACACGCACACACACACACACAGAGGGAGAGGGAUGGGCGUGUGCAAUGUUCGAAUGCGAGUGUGGGUGUCGGUUUGGUGUUGUGUGUGUGGGUGGUGUGUGUGGUGUGGUGUGGUGUGGUGUGGUGUGUGUGGUGCGGUCACCGACAUACUUGAAUCCGAGGACGUAUUCCUUGUCGCAUCUAUAGCGUUUGAAGCAGGAGGAUGAGUCCAUGGCGUUCAUCUCCAACACUACCAGCGACACGUGGCUGCUGUCCAUCGCCUGCAAACGGAUCCCAGUCGAACCUGCACAAAACACACACACGCACACACACACACACACAUACCCACACGCACAUUUCGCAAGUGUGUGUGGAAUUGUCCCUCCCGCUGCUGCUCACUGAGCGUGAAGUUGACGUCGGUGCACAGCUCCUUGACCGCAUCGAAGAUCUUCUUCAGGAUGACGCCCUGCGAUAUGACCGCCUCGAACAUGAUGCUGCUGCGGCUGCUACUGCAGGGCUGCCCGAGGAAACGCCACCGGCAGAUGCACAAUGACCGAUGACACGAUCGCUACUGCGAAUUCGCCACAAAACGA
This is a messenger RNA of Vitrella brassicaformis, 2216 nucleotides long. The record is from the annotation of a GenBank genome assembly. NCBI's taxonomy places the organism in Eukaryota, Vitrellaceae.